CAGGAGUGUGUGUCACCUGCUCCCGAGGACUUGUUGAUUCCCAGGAGCGCCGCCUUUUCGAUCUGGGCCCCCGAGAAGACAAUCUCCCCCAGGCGUGGCCCCGGGGAACUCCUGAGACACCCCCGGGAUCUCUCGCCCUCCAACUCCACAGCCAUGAGCAAGUUGGGCAAGUUCUUUAAAGGGGGAGGCUCUUCUAAGAGCCGAGCUGCUCCCAGCCCGCAGGAGGCCCUGGCUCGACUUCGGGAGACUGAGGAGAUGCUUGGCAAGAAACAAGAGUACCUGGAAAAUCGAAUCCAGAGAGAACUCGCCCUGGCCAAGAAGCACGGCACGCAGAACAAGCGAGCUGCAUUACAGGCACUAAAGAGAAAGAAGAGGUUUGAGAAACAGCUCACUCAGAUUGAUGGCACACUUUCCACCAUUGAGUUCCAGAGAGAAGCCCUGGAAAACUCACACACCAACACCGAGGUGUUAAGGAACAUGGGCUUUGCAGCAAAAGCGAUGAAAGCAGUUCAUGAAAACAUGGAUCUAAACAAAAUAGAUGAUUUGAUGCAGGAGAUCACAGAGCAACAGGAUAUUGCCCAAGAAAUCUCAGAAGCAUUUUCUCAACGGGUUGGAUUUGGAGAUGGCUUUGAUGAGGAUGAGUUGAUGGCAGAACUUGAAGAACUGGAGCAGGAGGAAUUAAAUAAGAAGAUGACAAACAUUAGACUUCCAAAUGUGCCUUCUUCUCUCCCAGCACAGCCAGACAGAAAACCAAGCAUGCCCUCUGUCGCACGUCGAUCCCGAGCAGGUCUGUCACCAGCUCAACUAUCUGAGCAUCUUCCAGGAAGGCAGAAGAAGAGGAUGAUGAUAUCAAACAAUUGACAGCUUGGGCUACUUAAACUAAACUGGAGUAUUUUGACACCUAAAUUAAUGAGCUAUACAUAAAACAUAAAAAAGUUUUUGUCAAGUUCAGAAGUUAACAAAGACCCUGUUUUAUAUUUACCCUGGAUGAAUAACUGUGUUUUAAGCCUCUUAGGGAAGAGUUAAAAAGGAGUCACGAGUAGACAUAGAAUCAGGGAUGGGAAGGGCUUCCUGGCAGCAUCUUAGAGUGUCUCUCCACAUGCAUGGGGUGAGGCAUCCCUGUCUACCUUGUUUACUAUCCUAUUUCUAGUCCUGGUACAUAGUUGGUGCUCUCUAUACAUCUGUUGAAAGAAAACUGAAAUCUACAGACAUAUAAGACAUGCAACAGUUUAUAAGCCAUUUAAGAGUGAUACAUUUAGGAUGGCUGGGAAAAUAACUUCCUUUUCUAUGCAAAUCCAGUUUAUUGUGUGUAUCCUUAUUAAUUUGCUGUGUGUAUUUCCAUGUAGCCCAUGGUAAAUAUAAAUACGCUAUAUCUCUUUUAGGAGAGACUUCUUAAUACACAAGUCUUGUAAGAGUCUAUACAUAGUUUCACUCAAAUUGUACGGUUUAAAAUCUUAAAGGAGCUUUAAUUGACAUUUAUUAUGCCAAUUAAGCUUGGAAUGGGGCAAUAGAUGCAUUUCCCAAACUGUCUGAAAGCACUAACAGCUUACCCUGCUGAGCGAGAAUCUCCUGGGUGUAAUUUAGCCACUUAGAGAGCUGUGUUAACACUCCCAGACCCUUAUGAUGCUGUUAUGGCUUCAGCGUGUUAAAUGUGUAUGUUCAUUUUUUUUUUCUGUUUUGUGCUCUCUUGUACAUUUACUUACACUUUACAGCAUAUUCCUUGUAAAUACACAAAAAUA
Cynocephalus volans (Philippine flying lemur) is the source of this 1739-nucleotide messenger RNA. It is a transcript of the gene CHMP4C, whose product is annotated as charged multivesicular body protein 4C. Gene Ontology annotation, cellular component: multivesicular body; ESCRT III complex; cytoplasmic side of plasma membrane. The transcript has 5 exons. The coding region runs from base 154 to 861 and encodes 235 amino acids. Gene Ontology annotation, biological process: vesicle budding from membrane; late endosome to vacuole transport via multivesicular body sorting pathway. NCBI's taxonomy places the organism in Eukaryota, Metazoa, Chordata, Mammalia, Dermoptera, Cynocephalidae. The record is from RefSeq and is a predicted model, not a curated record.